AUGUCUGUGAUAAUAGUAGAGAACAAAGAUAAAGUAAUCGCUAAACUAUCGGAAAUAAUCGAAGAAACUGCCAGAAUUAGCAUACAAAAACGAGGAAAAUUUUUAGUCGGUUUUUCUGGUGGUUCGUUAGCGACAUUCCUUGCCACCGGUUUGCCUAAAAUCCAAACAGAUUUUUCCAAAUGGACAAUAUUUUUCUGCGACGAACGAGUAGUGCCUGUUAACAAUCCUGACUCAACUUUCGGCCUCUACAAGAAGACUUUAAUAGACUCCGGCGCGGUACCCCUCAAGGAUGAACAAUUCGUUCAAAUCGAACAAGGCGUUCCCGCCGAUGUGGCAGCUCGGGCUUACGAAAACAAAGUCAGGGAGCAUUUUCCUAAGGCGAACACGCCGAGGUUUGAUCUAUUACUGCUCGGUAUGGGCCCCGAUGGGCAUACUUGUUCCCUGUUCCCAGGGCACAGUUUGUUAGAAGAAAAAUCUAAAUGGUUUGCGCCUAUUACUGACUCGCCCAAACCGCCCCCGAGCCGUGUAACAAUGACCUAUCCCGUGGUUAAUAACGCAGAUGUUUGCGUAUUCGCUGCAGCUGGAAAGGAAAAGGCCGAUAUGAUUAAGCGAAUUCUGGUUGAUAAAGAGGAUCUGCCUGCUACAAGAGUCCGACCAGUUUCUGGGGACCUUUACUGGAUAAUCGACAACGAUGCCGGGCAGUUUUUGAACACUCAAACUUCUGUAUAA
Molecule: messenger RNA, 729 nt
Organism: Phyllotreta striolata
Lineage: Eukaryota; Metazoa; Arthropoda; Insecta; Coleoptera; Chrysomelidae
Source: the annotation of a GenBank genome assembly